AUGCCGUCUACACGAGCUAAUACCUACUCGUCGUCCUCUGCUAGCGAUGUUUCAACCUCUGACUCGGCGUCUCAGCUGAGUGAAGUUGAAAUGGAACGUGGUAGAGUUCGCCGAACCGACUCUGUUCGUGAUUCUCGACGCGCUCGUAGCAGCGAACGCGUGUUGGACCAGCGCCGAGUGGAGCAUCAACCAUCUCAGCCCCGGGAGCGACCCCAGCCUCGACAGCAACCCUUGCCGGAAGACGUGGAGCACCUUCCUGGCUCGGCUGCUUACAACGCCGAGCGAAACGCGCUGUAUCGGGCCCUCGAACUGGACUCUCUCCGCCCUGCAGAACGGGCAAUUGCCGUUGAAUCUCUCAUGCGGCAAGAUGCGCAAAUUCUGGAGCGUUUCCAGACUUUCGAAGACGAUGUGAUCAAUGGUCAUUUCACGAUCGCCAUCAAAACUCGCGGUGGCAUGGAGUUCAACUUCGGCCAGAAUCAACGACGCCGAUAA
This is a messenger RNA of Oikopleura dioica, 492 nucleotides long. The record is from the annotation of a GenBank genome assembly. NCBI's taxonomy places the organism in Eukaryota, Metazoa, Chordata, Appendicularia, Copelata, Oikopleuridae.